AUGCCGCGCAGGAUACUCAUCGGCUUCGGUGUCGACGUCGACGCCGUCGCAGGAUGGCUUGGCUCUUACGGUGGCCAAGACUCGCCGCUCGACAUUUCCCGCGGCCUGUACGCCGGCGAGGUCGGCGUGCCCCGCCUCCUCAACCUCUUCAAAAAGUACAACAUGAAGACGACCUGGUUCAUUCCCGGACACAGCCUGGAGACCUUCCCCGACCAGAUGGCCGCCGUGCGCGACGCCGGACACGAGAUCGGCCUGCACGGCUAUUCGCACGAGAACCCGAUCGCCAUGUCGCUCGCGCAGCAAAAGGACAUCCUCGACCACACGUACAAGCUGCUCACCGACUUCUGCGGCGGGGUCCCGCCCAAGGGCAGCGUCGCGCCCUGGUGGGAGACCAGCAGCGAGGGCAGCGAGCUCCUCCUCGACAAGGGCAUUCAGUAUGACCACUCGAACAUGGCGCACGACUCGCAGGCGUACUACCUGCGCGACCAGGACACGUGGACGAAGAUCGACUACAGCGCGCAGGCGCACACCUGGAUGAAGCCGCUCGUGCGCGGCAAGCCCACGGGGCUCGUCGAGCUGCCCGGGAACUGGUACCUGGACGACCUGCCGCCGAUGAUGUUCAUCAAGUCGGCGCCAAACUCGCACGGCUGGGUCAACGCACGGGACGUCGAGCAGCUGUGGAAGGACACGUUCACGUACUUGUACAGGGAAGAAGAGAACUUCAUCUUUCCGAUCACGAUCCACCCCGACGUCAGCGGGCGCCCGCACGUGCUGCUCAUGCUGGAACGCUUCAUCGAGUGGGUGGACACGCACGCGGACGUGCACUGGGUGUGUAUGGCGGACAUGGCGCGCGAGUUCCGCGAGAAGAACCCGCCGCCGGCGGGCGCGCGGAUGCCGCGGGGCAUGCAGGCGGCAUGA
This is a messenger RNA of Postia placenta MAD-698-R-SB12, 918 nucleotides long. RefSeq lists its product as hypothetical. The transcript is spliced from 13 exons. Gene Ontology annotation, biological process: carbohydrate metabolic process. Gene Ontology annotation, molecular function: hydrolase activity, acting on carbon-nitrogen (but not peptide) bonds. The record is from RefSeq and is a predicted model, not a curated record. The coding region runs from base 1 to 918 and encodes 305 amino acids. NCBI's taxonomy places the organism in Eukaryota, Fungi, Basidiomycota, Agaricomycetes, Polyporales, Adustoporiaceae.